Molecule: messenger RNA, 1518 nt
Organism: Daphnia pulicaria
Lineage: Eukaryota; Metazoa; Arthropoda; Branchiopoda; Diplostraca; Daphniidae
Exons: 3
Coding region: 95-1417 (440 amino acids)
Biological process (GO): apoptotic DNA fragmentation
Cellular component (GO): mitochondrial inner membrane; nucleus
Molecular function (GO): nucleic acid binding; single-stranded DNA endonuclease activity; RNA endonuclease activity
Source: RefSeq, a predicted model, not a curated record
CGAGUCAACAUUUCCACAACAGAUUCUUUAGAGACAAAAAGGGACAAAAUCUUUGAAGACCGUUGAAUUAUAAAUUACACCCCGGUGCAGGAAAAUGGAUUUUGCUUUGAAAUUCGCCUUCCUUUUCUUAUCGGCACAGGUGAGCGUUCGUCCCGUCUAUUCUCAACAAAAUGCAGGGUGCCAAUUCAACCUGGACACAAGUUCCCCUACUUAUCCUCCUCACAUAGUAGAUGAAAAUCUGAAAAUUGUAAUGCCUGUGAUGCAGGGCACCGCCAGAGUCAUCAGCCUAACAGAAGGUCAGAGAGUGACCGUCAGCUGUUUCGGCACCGGGAACGUUAUGAAAGCAACCAAUUUGGCGCAGAAUCCGAUGACUUGCAAUUCCAAUUCAAAUCUGCUACUCACCAAUGGAACGGAAUUGCCCUACGCUGCCCUAGGUUGCAAGAAAGUAAAUAGUGAAAUUUUGGUAGAGAAGCCGAGAUCGUGCGCAAACGGGCAGGGCGCUUUGAUUAAAACCGGAUAUCAAUUUGGCGAUCAAUUCAUCUCGCUUUACGACAUGUGCCACGAUAAGGACUUGGCUCUGAAUUACUACUCCAACAACACCGUGUACGGCCGCUCAGCCAACGCUGGCGAUAGGAAAAGUCAGCGGCCGACCUUCAGCCAAGACGUUUAUUACCCCGGACUGAACGUCAACCAGCUGUACACCCAAGUCAACCAAACCGAGACGCUGGCUCAAAUUUUGGGAUCCAGAGAAUUGGCUACCUUUUACAUCAAGCCGAAAACGCAAUACUUUUUGUCGCGGGGGCAUUUGGCUCCCAAUGGAGAUUUCAUCGAUGCCGACAGUCAACGCGCUAGCUUCUACUUUAUGAAUGCGGCGCCACAAUUCCAGACCUUCAACGGUGGAAAUUGGAGAUUACUGGAGGAAGGUAUCCGCAACGAGGCCUUUGCUCGCCAAGUGGAUUUGACGAUUUACACUGGAACAUUUUCCGUCAUGACUUUGGCCGACAUCAAAGGCGUUCCAAAACCCAUUUAUUUGGCCUUUGACAGAAAUAACAACGGCUUAAUCCCGGCACCGAAAUACUACUGGAAACUUAUUCAUGAGCCCAUCUCGAAUACUGCUACCGCAGUUAUUGGCAUCAACAGUCCUUAUGUGAACCCGGUGAAAUCGGAAGACAUCAUCUGCCCCGACGUGUGUGAUCAGAUUCCUUGGGUGAAGGCAGCCCUUCCAGAGUUAACCGAAAUUUCCAAAGGUUACACAUUCUGCUGCUCGGCUGCUGAUUUGCACAAGGCUAUUGCUUACGCUCCAGACUUGGACGUUCCUCUUUUCGGUGUCAACGCUGCCAGCUCCAUAAUCACGAACGCUUAUAUCAGUGUCGUUACUCUGGUGUGUCUUUUUGCGUAUCGAUCUUUGCAUGCAUAGGGUAGUGCAGCGUAGUGCUGUAUAAGUGUAUACGUAGUUAUCUGCCUUUUAGAUGUUACUAGAUUACGAACAUGAUGACAUAUAAACUUGUGAUAACCAUU